UGUAGACCAAACAUAGAUAGAGCUAUUGCACAAUACAUUCUCUAUUCAACCAUUGAUCUGAAAUCAAAGGCCUGGACUGCCGGAGAUGGCGUCCACUUCGCUGGCUUUCUCCUCUAUCCAGCUACAAUUUCCCACGCAAAGAUCAUCACAGCUGUCAUCAAGACCACCCACGCGUCGGCUUCGUGUCCGUCCGAUCUCUGCUUCCUUGUCCGAAAGACCACCGCCCACGGUUACGCCGCCGGAACCCGCAAAACUUCCGAUCCGGAAGAUCCCCGGAGACUACGGUCUUCCCUUUAUUGGCCCUCUGAAGGAUCGACUCGACUACUUCUACAACCAAGGCAGAGACGAGUACUUCAAGUCUCGAAUCCAGAAAUACCAGUCAACGGUGUUCAGAACCAAUAUGCCGCCUGGCCCCUUCAUUUCCUCCAGCCCCAACGUCGUCGUCCUCCUCGACGGCAAGAGCUUCCCGGUGCUCUUCGACGUCACCAAGGUUGAGAAGAGAGACCUCUUCACCGGCACCUUUAUGCCCUCCACGGAGCUCACCGGCGGCUACCGGAUGCUCUCCUAUCUGGACCCCUCCGAGCCCAUGCACGGUAAGCUCAAGCAGCUCAUGUUCUUUCUGCUGAAAUCUAGGCGCGAUCAAGUCAUCCCCGAGUUCCACACGAGCUACACCAAUCUCUUCGAGACCCUCGAGAGAGAGCUUGCCGGAAAGGGCAAAGCCAACUUCAGCGAGGGCAAUGAUCAGGCUGCUUUCACUUUCUUAGCUCGAUCUCUCUAUGGGGCUAAUCAUGCUGAUACCCAGCUCGGACUGGAUGGUCCCAAAUUAGUGAGCAAAUGGGUACUUUUCCAGCUCGCUCCGUUGCUGAUCCUUGGCCUCCCAAAACUCGUAGAAGAGCUAUUCAUCCAUAGCUUCCGACUGCCUCCGGCGCUGGUCAAAAAGGACUACCAAAGACUCUACGACUUCUUCUACGAAUCAUCCACCUUCGUCCUAGACGAAGCCGAGAAGCUGGGUGUCUCUCGGGACGAGGCCUGUCACAACCUCGUCUUCGCCACGUGCUUCAACACCUACGGGGGCAUGAGGAUUUUUUUCCCGAACAUGCUCAAAUGGAUCUGCCGAGCCGGCGUCAAACUCCACACCCAGCUAGCCCAGGAGAUCCGCUCGGCCAUCCGAUCAAACGGCGGACAGGUCACGAUGGCGGCGAUGGAGCAGAUGCCGCUAAUGAAGUCCGUUGUGUACGAAUCGCUCCGAAUCGAGCCGCCGGUGUCGUUGCAGUACGGAAAGGCCAAGCGGGACAUGGUGAUCGAGUCCCAUGACGCGGCUUUUGAGGUCAAGGAAGGGGAAAUGUUGUUCGGGUACCAGCCAUUUGCAACCAAGGAUCCGAAGAUAUUUGACCGGUCCGAGGAGUUCGUGGCCGAUCGGUUCGUCGGCGAGGAGGGGGAGAGGCUGUUGAAGCACGUGCUCUGGUCCAAUGGUCCGGAAACGGAGAGUCCGACAGUUGGGAACAAACAGUGCGCUGGCAAGGACUUCGUGGUGGUGAUUUCGAGGUUACUGGUGGUGGAGCUGUUUCGCCGUUACGACUCCUUCGAGAUUGAGGUUGGUAGAUCGCCGUUAGGUGUUUCCGUUACUUUGACGUCGCUCAAGAGAGCUUCCUUCUGAUCAUUAUUCAUCCUUGAAAUUACUAGCAAAUUACCUUGGGGGAAAAACAAUUACUAUUAACAACUACAGUUGUACAACGCAGUCAAAUUGACGGGAGUCCAGUCCAGUGAGGCGAUCAAAUAUAAUCAACUCACCAUAAUAUAUGUGUAUAACUUUAGUCAACGAUAUGAAUUUUGAUUGAUGAAAUUCUUUCUACUUUAAA
This is a messenger RNA of Diospyros lotus (date-plum), 1859 nucleotides long. Its product is annotated as allene oxide synthase 1, chloroplastic. NCBI's taxonomy places the organism in Eukaryota, Viridiplantae, Streptophyta, Magnoliopsida, Ericales, Ebenaceae. Gene Ontology annotation, molecular function: heme binding; monooxygenase activity; iron ion binding. Gene Ontology annotation, cellular component: chloroplast thylakoid membrane; chloroplast envelope. The coding region runs from base 86 to 1657 and encodes 523 amino acids. The transcript has a single exon. Gene Ontology annotation, biological process: jasmonic acid biosynthetic process; sterol metabolic process. The record is from RefSeq and is a predicted model, not a curated record.